AUGUUUCGGAUCCAGAUGCUCAGAAGUCAAGAGCAAGGAGGAAUAACUUCCUCAUUCGUCCCUUUCGAAUUUGAGUUAUUGGACUAUCGCCCAGUUGAAUUUUCGUUCAACAAUGACAUUGACGAAGAGGUUCUGACAAAGUGUUGUACUGAAACUGCGAACUUCAACUUUCAUGCGUAUGGAAUGGAUUUUCCACUUCGUCUGCAGAGAAACUGUCUGAUAAAGGAGGAGUUUGCAGAGGAAACGGCGCAGUUUUCAGAUGAGGGAACCACGUGGCAAGGGAAGUUGGAAGAUCAACCCAACUCUACAGUCGACGGAGACAUCAUUGACGGAUUAUUCGAAGGGAUCAUUCUCACUGGAGACGGGGACAAAUUCAUGGUUGAACGGCAGUUUCAAUCCGAUGGAAAAGGGCACUCAUUGAUCUACAAGGUCUCUUCAAGAAAGGAAGUAAUGAAGUCUCUUUUUCCCCAGGAACUAGUCAAUGACGAAGGAAGUGGACUCGAUGGAAGUGGCCUAGAAAUUUCCUGA
This is a messenger RNA of Caenorhabditis briggsae, 528 nucleotides long. The coding region runs from base 1 to 528 and encodes 175 amino acids. The record is from RefSeq and is a predicted model, not a curated record. Gene Ontology annotation, cellular component: plasma membrane. Gene Ontology annotation, molecular function: metalloendopeptidase activity. The transcript is spliced from 4 exons. Gene Ontology annotation, biological process: Notch signaling pathway; membrane protein ectodomain proteolysis. NCBI's taxonomy places the organism in Eukaryota, Metazoa, Nematoda, Chromadorea, Rhabditida, Rhabditidae.